Molecule: messenger RNA, 6701 nt
Organism: Zootermopsis nevadensis
Lineage: Eukaryota; Metazoa; Arthropoda; Insecta; Blattodea; Termopsidae
Cellular component (GO): extracellular matrix
Source: RefSeq, a predicted model, not a curated record
GAACGUUGACUUUGACUGUCGAGACCAUAUUUGCAACUGAUUUUCAAUCAUCAAGUAUAAAAUCCAUACCCAUCAACAGUGCACGUCUAAAUAAUACCGCGUGCCCAUUUUAAUUUCUUAGAUAACGUUAGAUUAUUUUCUGGUGAGUUGUGGCUCCAUAUUCGUUCGUUUAUGGCUUCAAACUCUUUUCAUACUUAAACAUAGACAAGUGAACGGUGUGGGGAAAAAGCAAGGCAUUGCUCAGAAUAAAUGAGUGCGGGCUUCAGUAUGAACAGUGGGGGUUGAUGUAGAAGAACCCGUGAUAUUGUUUCUGUGAUGAGUGCGACAGGUCAUUCAAGACUUACUUACCGACGGCCGAGACACGACUACCUCAGUACAAGAAACGAACCUAAAGUUCCUGGCGCUGGGCACUGCUCUGAUGACUUUGUGUUCGGCCACACCUCCAGCCGGUUAUCUGAAGAAACCUGACAAUGACAAGGACCCGCCAAAAUACGAAUUUGGAUACCACGUACGAGACGGGAAAGGCGGUCGCCAAGGUCACCUGGAAACUCGUGACGGGAUAUACGCAUUAGGACUGUAUUACGUGACCCUGCCGGACGGGAGUGGACAGAGUGUGCGCUACUUUGCCGAUGACUGGGGUUACCACCCGCUGGUAUCCUACACCAGCUCCACAAAGACAGGCUCCACAAAGACCCACUUUGCUCUCGGCGAAAAGGCAGUCGCUGCUCUGGCUAGGUCAAAAGAAUCUAAUUCUUUGAUAUCAGCGACUAGACCGACAGCGUCAACGGUGAAAAAUUCAGUGUUAAAACUAUCGAAUGGUGUGGGCAGUGGGGACUCAGACACGGGAAACAGUCAGAAGAUUAUACCCGGUUCUGUGGAUCUGUCUUCCAAUAGAGUUGUAAAACCCGGAAGUAAAUCAUCAUCUUAUCAGCACGCGUCACAACCCUCCGAACACCAAGUUGACGUAUCUGAUAUAAACAACAUCGUUGAUUCAAACGGAGGAUCAGAAAAUGGGGAAUAUGAGGUCGUUACUCCCCUUUAUUCGCCAUCACAACGCUUAACAAGUUCAGGGUCUCCUAGUUCCUUUCUGACGUCUGAACAGACUUCUAAUUACGAACCUGGACAAGAAUUUCAACAGAUCAGCACUAAAGGAGUCGGUUCUUAUAGUUACCAGUUAAUUGAAAUUGGAGGUGAUUCAUCCGGCAAUAAAGUUUCUGGAUCAUUGUCAACUGUGUUUUUACCAUUAUCAUCUAAAACAGUUAAUACUGAAAGUGUAAAUUCAUCUCGGGACGAAAAUGGCAACAAUUUUAAAGUAACAUCCCACGUGAACAAUAAGAAUAUUGCCCUACAAUUUGGUGACAAAAUUCCGAACGUGGGUUCGGCCUUUAUUCAAACAGUCUCCAGCGUAGAUCAAGAUCAAAAUGACAUAUACAAGGAAAAAGAAUAUAUUUUUAAAGACACAUCACCUCCGGCACCACAACGUCAUUCUGUAUUACGACCAAUUAUUGUUGCUGAAAUAUAUCCAAAGGAACGAGACAAAGAAACAAUUCAAUCUGUAAGGCCCAUUGUUAUAUUACCGUCGACAACUGCUGCAACGAUACAUGCAUCUCAUUUCCCAGAAUCAACUUCAUCAAUUUCACUCCCAGGUUCAGGUGAAGCACAGUCAGGUUCCAUUGUUUCCAAAAAGCUUAAAGCCAUCGACGAAUAUUCAACGCCAUCAAACACCUUAUUACAUUCUCAGGACGGAUCACUCUCAUAUUCGUCGGGAUCUGAAAGUAUUUCCCAAUCUUUAGGGUCAGUUAACAAUGACAGACUUGCUGGUCACAUCGUUUCUCAAGUAUAUUCAACUCCAAAACCCGUCUUGCUGUCACACAUUAAGCAGACAACUGCCUCUGUUUCUUCUUCUGGGCUUGAAGGCAGUUCAUCAGAAUCAGCUUCCUUUGCCGAUGGAAGACACACGGCUCAUGCCGAACCACUUGUUCAUACAACUCCAGUACCAGUGUUCUUGUCGUAUUCACAUGGCAGUUCAAAUGCACAGCAAAAUGUAUCCCCUUUGGUUGUUUUGUACCCACCAGCAUCAUCUUAUUCACACAUAUCGAGCUCUACAAGAAGUGGAACAAACGGCGAUGUAAUUACUGGGGUGUACUCAACCCCGACACCCGUAUCAUUGUUACAGUCACAGGAGUUUUCAUCUUACGCAUCAAACAGAUCCGAAGAAUAUCCCCAAAAGGAGUAUACUACGACAACCGACAACGGCGAUUCACAGCGGGUUAUUGAAAGCCAACCCUCGAACCCAACUUCAGUUUACAUAUCGCAUUCACCGAAAUCGUCUUCAUUUUCUGUAUCUGAUUCUGGUGGAAGUUCUCAGGUUUCAAGUUCAAUUACUGCAACUAGUAAUGGUAACUCUGGCCAUAUCUCUGGCAGCGGUAUUUUCUCAGCAACUUCUCGACCUCCAGUAGAAUCUAAUUCCAAUUCUGAGUUGUCUUUGUCUGGACAUAUUUCCAGUCCUGCAAUUUUACUCAACUUAAAUUCACAGCCCAUUUCAACGACCCUGACAUCUUCAAUUAAUGUAUUAGCUCCGAUACAAGCCGGGGUGUCAUCAGGCUUAAAACCUCACCAACAGUUAACAGCAGUCUCUGACGUUCCUUCCACGCCUGAGGCAACGCCACAGCCACCCAAAGUAAAAGAAGAUAUAGAUGAUAUUCCACAAACAAACACUGUCGUUGAAGUUGAAAAAGCAGUUUUACUUGACUUUAAUAAACUUCUUCUUAAACCUGAUGGAGAAAACAAGGAAAAUGUUGGGGUCCCUGCAUCAGCAGUGCCAACAGCAAACGCACAACAAGUAACAGAAAGUAGAAAACAAGUUGACCAAAUCAGUGACCAGCAACAGAUAUUUUCAGGAAAUCCUAUUGAGUAUGUUUAUGGUCAGCCACUGACUGGGUUACAGGCAUAUCCCCAAAUAGGGUAUAGCCUUCCUCGUCUAAUUGGAUCCACUGAACAAUUGUUAUACGGAUACAACUUGCCAAACUUCGAUGUUCAAAAGCCCACUCAUUUCAGUUACAAUCCCAAGCAACAGUUUCAUAGCGGAGUGGAGCUACAAGCGCCAUAUCAACAGUCAUCUGAAAAAGGCAAAGAGAAGCAACAAGAAGAAGAAUACGCUCAUAAACAAGCGAAUGGACUACUGCAAACAAUACCGGAGUACCAACAGCAAGUAACAGAAUUUGAGAAGGUGAGAGGAAAGUACCAGCACGAUCAACGAUUAAAAAUACAGUUGGAAGACGUUUCACAGUCUCGUCUCCAAAAUGGCGUUAAUAAUAAGCAAUUAGCUGGCGGGGGACGCCAUAUUUUCGGCCAGCAAUUGCCUGGAGUGACACAAGCGGAAUCCGGAUACAGUCAACGGCCAGUACAACCGGAGACUGAAGUUAAACAAUAUCAGGCUCCUGAACAAAUUAGUCAAGAAAUAACAUACCAGCAACCUUUGGAAAUAAGACAGCAAACACAAUACCAGUCACCUACAGAAAUUAACCAACAAGUACUAUACCAACCAUUAGGUCAACAGAUAGGUUACCAACUACCCAUCGAGUUUAACCAGCAAAUAGAAUUUCUGGUACCCACAAAACUUAACCAACCGAUUCAACAAGCUGUAAAUACUGUAGGAGUGCAGUCCAGUUAUAAUCAACACACAAAUAUCUUACCAGAGCUUACCCAACAGACCACACCAACAAGUACACAAGCGUUGGAAGUUAGCAGUCAAACAAUAAAUCUGGGCCAGCCCUCGUAUAAUAGAAAACCUGACCAAGAGUAUAAUCAUCAGUUAUUAGAAGAAGAAAUGCAGGAAAAAGUGAGAUUUAGCAACCAAAUAAGCAAGGACUUGAAGCAGCUACAUGUUGAUUAUAAUGAAGGCAGCGUGAGAACACAAGUUCCAGUAAAUACAUUAAAAGAGGAAAAGAUUUUGUCUUUGCCUGUGGAGUACCCUGCACUGCCUCCUCCUGCCGUCGUCCAUCUGAAUCGUCCUCAGGCAGUGUUGAAAGUGGAAAAAUCAAAGUCGACAGAUAAUACUAGGCUGAUAACAGUUGUGAAGCCUGUUCCAGUACACCACACUAAAGUGGUUGAGAAACCAAUCCCUGUUCCUCAUGCAGUCCCUGUUGAGGUCACAAAACUUGUGCCUGUUGAAAGACCAGUGCCGUACCCACAUCCAGUCCCUGUCCCUUAUGCUGUUCCUCACCCCAUAGAAGUACCUGUACCCCAUUUGGUCCCUUAUCCCCACAUCGUUCCUGUCCCUUAUAAAGAACUACAUCCGGUCUUCUUUCGUAAUGAUAAACCUUACAAGAACGACUUAUCAUUGUACCACUAUCAAGUUCAAAACUUCCCCAGUAGCACACCGUUACCUGUCAUCUUAAAAACUUUGCAGUACAAUGGAGGAAGAUACGGUGUCCCAGUGUCUAUAAAGCCUCAACAUUUUCACCCUUCGCCCGUUCCACAACCUGUGUACCUCACGCCACCUCCGCUGAAGGUCAGCGGAAGAGGACGAGAACUCCAACAGACCAAGAAUCUUGAUCAUUUCCGGACUCUUUGUGUUGAAUAUGGUUUUAAACCUCCUUUAGUGCCAUCUGUACAAAUUUACGAUGUACCUCCAUCGGCAUAUGGACCUCCGAAGAAAGACUGAAUGCAUUUGUACACUUAUUAAUUAAUGAUUUAAUUGUUAUAAGGUCACCGUACAUUUUAAGUAAGUUAUACACUGACAUGUAUCGAAACUAACCAAGUGAUCUGUUUUUAAAAUUCUGUCGUUUAUGACAUUCUCGACCAAACAUGACUGGUUGCAUCAAAGACGUGAGUAUAUCUUAUGAGCUCUCUACUUUUGUUUAUUCUUCUACUGAACACAGCAUACAACUGUAGUUUAGAGAAAUUAAAUUAUCUCGUAUAAUUCAAAUGCAGCGUGAAAUUCUUAAUUUUCUUAGGCAAAGGAAAUUAUCACAAAAAAUAUUGUAGAAAAAUAUGUGUUACGAUUAUACUGCAUAGGCCUAUUGUUUAUAUGAUUUGUUAAUUAUUUUUGUAAAUAUGUGUACAAACAAUAAUGUACAUAUACACAUUUCGAAGGAAUGAUUUAAUUAAAUUUAGCUUACAAAAGAUAAGCUAUAAAAUAACCGAAGCCACAUCCAUGUCAUUCUGUCCUUAGCGGUGCUGGGUAAGAAACACUACUAGAAAUAUUCGUGAUGUCAUCGAAUAAUUGAUAUGUAAUAUUUUACAACAGCCAUUCUUUAGCUAUGUAGUAAAAGUAACACAAGGGAAUGUGUGGAAUAAGCAUAAUACCUAUGUAAUGUUUAUCCAUUUGUAAAUACACUGACAAUAUUUAGAAAUUUUUUCGUAAAAAAUGUUGGACAGAAAGUUGUUUGAAGUGCAAUUAAUAAAGUGUGUAAAAGAGAGAGAUAAAUGUGGGAGGAAUGGAAGAGAGAGAAAAACGGUUGAUACAAGUUUAAAUUGAACAUACUACAAAGAUUUAAAUUAUACUAACCGGGAAAUUAUAUCCGAAAGUACACAAAUGCGUGGAGACUGUGAACCACAUAAACAUAUAAUUUAAAAACGAACAUAGUUACAAAUUUUGUGUUCCCUCUUUUUACUUUUAAGGGAAGACCUUCUGGGAGUUGAAGCCAUUCUGUAGAAGAGAGACUAACGGAAAGAGUCAGGCGGUUUCAAACCCAUUUACGUCCACCGUAAACACGUGUUUCACUGAAACAGAAAGGUAAUAGGCAAACGCAUCGUGGGGAGUGCGUAAUAUGAAAUGACGUAGCUGAAAUGGGGGAGCGAAGCAAUUUUUAUUUAAAGUGACGUUUAAUUGUUCCGAAAUGCUCCCACUGUGAUUACGGGAUGCAUGCACAUUUGUCUGUUAGAGCGUCCAUUUAAAGCCUUAUGUACAUGUUUGCUAUAUACUUCCUAUUUGUUUUAUAGCUGUGUUUGUACGUUGUGUAUGAUGUUUGUGACAUGUAAUGCUGUACAAUCAUGAUUGUCUGAUUUUAAUUUUAAAGUUUUAAAUCUACAUGUCACAUAAUAAAUACUUUUAGCAUAUGUGUUAUGUUUAGAAUAAAAUUCUAUAAAUAGUUUCAAGGAUUUGAUUGCUAAAUGGUCAUUCUGAUGUGAUCAAAUCUGGAAGGAAUAUAUUUUAUAUUAUAGAAUAAUUUUAAGUUGAAAGAGUUUACUUGUCUUCAGUCAGUUUUAUUCCGUAAUUUAAAUGUAAUUAUAUUACAGAUAUCGUAACGGUUCGGCGUAGGUUUCUUCAAAACAUUUUACCAGUGAAACAUCUGUUUCAUAUGUGCACAUAUAGUCAACUGAAUGCUGAUAUAAAGGAAUAAACUGAUUUCGUUCGGGGUUAUUAAUGAAUCAAGAGAACAAAUGACUCCGAACAAACGUUAUACUUAAUGGUUGAUGGUAUGGGAAUAGUAGUCGGCUGGUCUUUUAUUUGUAACAUUCAAAACUUUUGUUUAUUUUGACCGCAACGCCAUGUGCUGGAGCCAGAUACAAAUUCCUGGAUAUGAGCAGGAACCAAGCGAAGCUUAAAUACUCAUUCUUAUAUAUAAAAAUGUGAUUUUCAAAAUGAAGCUGUUUUGGGUUUUUUUAUAAAGACAAUAUGUUGGAGCACGCAUGGUCUUAUUUAUACUUACCACAGUAUUUCCUUCAUAAUAAAUUAAUCAUUAGUGUUCAAAGUC